Asparagus officinalis (garden asparagus) is the source of this 1074-nucleotide messenger RNA. RefSeq names its product translocon-associated protein subunit alpha-like. The transcript has 8 exons. The record is from RefSeq and is a predicted model, not a curated record. Gene Ontology annotation, cellular component: endoplasmic reticulum; endoplasmic reticulum membrane. The coding region runs from base 72 to 839 and encodes 255 amino acids. Lineage: Eukaryota; Viridiplantae; Streptophyta; Magnoliopsida; Asparagales; Asparagaceae.
CGAGUCUCCUUCUGAGAUCCACAAAGCGUCUCGUUUUCAACGCCUCCCCAGCUUCUCUGUCUGCGCUCGCCAUGGGGAUUAGGGUUUUGUCCGUCCUCUUCGCGAUCCUCCUCCUGGCGUCUCCGCUCGUCAUCCAAGUUGUUAGAUGUGACGCGGAUGCAAGUGAGGUGGUUGCUGAAGAUGGAGGUGAACUUGGUAUAGUCGGUGAUGAGGCACAAGACUUUGGUGAUGCCGUCCUUACCUCAGCUUCUGGAGUCAAUACUAUAUGUGUAUUCCCCAAAAACCCAAAACGACUGAUUCCUGCAGGCGAGGAAACUGAAUUGCUUGUUGGAAUGCAUAAUGAGGGAGAGUCUAGUUUAAAUGUCCUUGCUAUCAAAGCGAGCCUUCACUUUACUUUUGAUCACCGCAUGUUGGUUCAGAACCUUACUGUGCAGGAAUUUUACAAUGCUACAGUGUCAUUAUCUUCGCAAGCAACAUUCCCCUAUAUUUUUGCUGUCAGCAAAUAUCUGCAGCCUGGCUCAUUUGAUUUAGUUGGUACCGUAAUUUAUGAGAUAGACCAGCAUCCAUAUCAGAGUGUCUUUUAUAACGGUACCAUUGAAGUUGUUGAGGCUGGAGGGUUUCUCAGCAUGGAAUCAGUUUUCCUUGUGACUCUUGGUGUUGCCCUUCUUGGCUUUCUUGGACUCUGGGCCUAUGGGCAGAUACAGCAGUUGUCGAAGAAAACAAAGAGGGCCCCGAAGGUGGAAGUAGGCACCAGGACCACAGAAGCUAAUAUGGAUGAGUGGUUAGAGGGAACUGCAUAUGCUCAGUCUCUUUCAAGCAAAUCGAAGAAGAAGAAGUAAAGUCGCAUUAGUACUGAUGCUGUAGUUUGUAAGCUACAACUUGGUUUUUAGAGCAGGCGGAUGUUUGUUGAAAGAGAACGUUAAUUUGAGGCUGUACUUUGAUAGUCUUCUUUUUGUGUAAUAGUUCAUCUGGAUGGGGAAUUUAAUGAUCCCAAGCUAAAGAAUUUAUCUGAACUCUGGAGCUUCGGCAUACAUAGACUUGCAUUGAUUUUACAUGUUUUUUUUUAUGGCUUUA